AUGGACGCGUUACACGCCGAUGAGGACACUCUGGCGAGGCGUCGCGCGCGACGACGGCGUAGAUCCAGUGAAGCGGACGAGGCGACGGCGACGCUUGAUUUGGGCGCGCCGAUGACGCUUCGCGCGCGCGACUUGGACAGGUUCGAGCGCACAUCCUCGGGUGCGACGACAUCGAACGAGUGUCACGCGAAAUCACGACGGAUAGCUCCUUCGACGAGCGGUCGAUCGCCGAGUGAGAUGAACACGUUAGACUUGGAGAGAAACGCGGCGACGUUUGCGAACGCUUUCGGCGUCGACGCCGCCGCGGUGGUUUCUCCUGGAAACGCCGGUGUUGAUCCUUACCGCGCCAUCGUGAGAUGCGCUGAAAAGUUUUGCAUCGAUCGCGACGGCGCUGAGCACUCGAUCGAGGAUGUCGAGCGCGCGGGCGAGGAAGAGGACGAGGCCGCCGACGACUCGCGCGCCGUGGCGCUCACAUCGGCGUCUUUGAUGGAAGGAGUCCGGGCUUUUUUCGUCAACUUCACUAAAAAGCGCGCUGAAGCGUUGGGAAACGCACUCAUUCGCAUGGGCGGAUCCGUCUGUGAACGCGCGGACGAUUCGGUGACGCACGUCGUGGCGUGUGAGGAAAGCUCUGCUUUGACAAAAGCGUUAGAAUCUAUCGACCGCGAAGACGUCGUGAAAAUCACGCCGGAGUGGAUCACCGAGAGCUAUAAGCAACGUCGACCACUACCCGUCUCGGCGACGAAUUUCGAACCGCGCACGCGCGUCGCCGUGAUCGCCGACCGGCCGCAUUCGCAAGAGGCGGCAACAUCGAGUGGAGACAGCAAGGCUCUCGCGGUUCGCGUGCGAAAAGAACGGGAAAACGCGUUAGCCAUACGGCGCUCGAGUGGGUUCGGAACUAUCUGGACGAGCGAUUUGGCUGACAACGAAAAGCUGGAGAAGAGUCGGUCGAAAUUCUCGUGUCAACCGGGAGAACACAAUGAAAAAGCAAUGCCGAUAGAAUGCAACACGAAAGUUGCCGACCUACUCAAGGGAAUGGCGGACAUCUACGAAGAUGCGCUGCGCGAUCAAUAUCGAGCAAAGCAGUACGCUGCUGCAGCGAGCGCGUUGAGAUCGCUUAACUUCGAGAUAACCUCCAUCAAUGAUUGCGACGUCGUUCCAAUGCUCAAGAAGAAGGAUGGGAAGAUUAGAAAAUAUGUCGGAGAGAUUUUAAACACGGGCAAAUUGAAGGCGCUGGAAGAAUUGCGCGCGAGACCGGAUGUUAAGGCAUGUCUAGAGCUCUGUGGGAUUCACGGUGUUGGCCCAGUUACCGCGCGAAGCCUUUUCGCCAAGGGCUAUGCAACUGUCGCAGAUUUGCGCGCGCGCGCUCCAGAAAAUUUGUUGACCCCGGCGCAAAAGAUUGGUUUGAAGUAUUACGAAGAGUUCAAGGAGCGAAUCCCACGGGAAGAGGUUGGAUUCAUCGCCACCGCCGUCCGUGAAGCCGCAAAUACGUUCCAGAAGGACGAAGUUCACUGUUACUGCGUGGGAUCUUUCCGAAGAGGAAAGGAGACAUCCGGUGACAUUGACGUUUUGGUCGAGUGCAGAGAUUACUCUCUUGCGAACGAACUCUUGAUGCACAUCCUGAGUGAUUUAAGGCCGGGAGGCACGAGUCCACGAAGUGGUAUCCUCACCGACGAUCUGCUUGUCGGUGAUCACACCUACAUGGGCGUCGCCGCUCUGCUCAAACCUCUCAAGGAUGAUGACGAUAAACCGCCGAUACAUAGGAGAGUCGACAUCAAGGUGUACGAUUCCGAGUCUCUUCCCACAGCGCUGCUGUAUUUCACUGGAAGCGAUAAGUUCAAUCGAUCGAUGCGGCUCUGGGCGAAGAAAAAGGGAUUCAACUUGCAGGACAAGGGGCUCUUUGCGGACCGCUCGCAGGCGCAGGCAUCACGCGUACGAGCAAAGGGCGAAGAGGAUGUUUUCGACGCUCUCGGUCUAGAUUACGUUCCGCCGGAGAAGCGAAACGUGUAA
This is a messenger RNA of Ostreococcus tauri, 2007 nucleotides long. RefSeq names its product DNA-directed DNA polymerase X. The record is from RefSeq and is a predicted model, not a curated record. Gene Ontology annotation, molecular function: DNA binding; DNA-directed DNA polymerase activity. The transcript has a single exon. Gene Ontology annotation, cellular component: nucleus. NCBI's taxonomy places the organism in Eukaryota, Viridiplantae, Chlorophyta, Mamiellophyceae, Mamiellales, Bathycoccaceae. Bases 1 to 2007 code for a protein of 668 amino acids. Gene Ontology annotation, biological process: double-strand break repair via nonhomologous end joining.